AUGAAAAAUAUUUCUGUGUUUUGUUACUUCAUAUUUGCUUACAUUAAAGUAUGCAUAUGCCUUCGAAUAGUCGGCAUAUCAGUACCAAAUCUAAAACAGCGAGGUGAAUCAGCCACCCUUACGUGUGAUUACGACCUAGAAGGAGGGAAAUUGUAUUCAGUAAAAUGGUAUAGAGACAAUGAAGAAUUUUACCGAUUUAUGCCAAGGCUAAGGCCACCGCAGCACGCCCAUAAACUGGAUGGAGUUAAAGUGGAUUUGGAAAAAUCAACAGCUCGACGAGUUCACCUUCGAGACUUGACCUUGAAAUCACGAGGAUUAUACCGUUGCGAAGUGUCCGAAGAAGCACCUUCAUUCCACUCAGCUCAGGCAGAGGCAUUUAUGGAAGUAUAUUAUUUUCCCAGGGAAACUCCACGCAUCACAGGCCACGACCAUGCAUAUAAACUCAAUGAACCUCUAGAUGUUAACUGCUCUUCAGCCAAAUCGUUCCCAGCUCCAGACUUACAAUGGCUCAUAGACGGUCAAAAGAUCACUGACAGAUCAUGGCUAAUUGUAUAUGGAGCGAUGCCCGCACCACAAGGACUGUUGGUAUCUACCCUUGGAUUAAGAGCGCCUACAAAUCAUCGCAUGAAACUUAAAUGCGUCGCCACUAUAGGAACGCAUCGACGGGAGAGAACUGCUUCUAUUGAAAUAAACGCUUCACCUUGGACCGCACCGUUGAGUUUACUACUAAUGAUAACAGUGAACAUUGUUUGUGUUGAGAUAUUGUGA
This is a messenger RNA of Arctia plantaginis, 768 nucleotides long. The record is from the annotation of a GenBank genome assembly. Lineage: Eukaryota; Metazoa; Arthropoda; Insecta; Lepidoptera; Erebidae.